GUGCCGGGCGCGGCCGGAGGCGGCAUCGGGGCGGGAGGAUGCGGGGCGCCGCCGCCGCCGCCGGCCGCGCGGGGCUCUGGCUGCUGGCGCUGAGCUCGCUGCUGGCGCUGUGGGGCGGGCUGGUGCCGCCGCGGAGCCCGCCGCCCGCCGCCCGGCCGCCCGGAGCCCGACCCCGGCGGCCGCCCGCCCGGCUCGGCGGCCCGGAGCCCGCGCCGCGCUUCGCUCUGCUCCCCGCCCUGGCGCGGGACGCCGGCGGGGGCUCCCUGAAAACUUUCCGGGCGCUGCUCACCUUGGCGGCGGGCGCCGACGGCCCGGCGGGGCGCGGGCGGCACGUGCCGGCGGGGCCGCCCGGCUCGGAGGCUGGCGGCGGCGGCGGUGGCGGCGGCGCGGCGGUGCACGGGGGCGUCUUCUGGAGCCGCGGCCUGGAGGAGCAGGUGCCCCGCGGCUUCUCCGAGGCCCAGGCGGCGUCUUGGCUGCAGGCGGUGCGCGGCGCCCGGGUGGUGGCCCUGGAGCGCGGGGGCUGCGGGCGCAGUUCCAACCGGCUGGCCCGCUUCGCCGACGGCACCCGCGCCUGCGUGCGCUACGGCAUCAACCCGGAGCAGAUCCAGGGCGAGGCCCUGUCCUACUACCUGGCGCGCCUGCUGGGCCUCCAGCGCCACGUGCCGCCGCUGGCGCUGGCCCGGGUGGAAGCCCGCGGCGCGCAGUGGGCGCAGGUGCAGGAGGAGCUGCGGGCGGCGCACUGGACCGAGGGCAGCGCGGUGAGCCUGACGCGCUGGCUGCCCAACCUCACGGACGUGGUGGUGCCCGCGCCCUGGCGCUCCGAGGACGGCCAUCUGCGACCCCUGCGCGCCGCCGGGGGCGAGCUGGCCAACCGCAGCCAGGCGGAGCUGGUGGACCUGGUGCAGUGGACCGAUCUGAUCCUCUUUGACUACCUGACGGCCAACUUCGACCGGCUGGUCAGCAACCUCUUCAGCCUGCAGUGGGACCCGCGCGUAAUGCAGCGCGCCACCAGCAACCUGCACCGUGGCCCCAGCGGGGCGCUGGUCUUUCUCGACAACGAGGCGGGUCUGGUGCACGGCUACCGGGUGGCCGGCAUGUGGGACAAGUACAACGAGCCGCUGCUGCAGUCGGUGUGCGUGUUCCGCGAGCGGACAGCGCGGCGCGUCCUGGAACUGCACCGCGGCCAGGACGCGGCCGCUCGGCUGCGGUGCCUCUACGAGCACCACGAGCCGCGCUUCCCCGAGCUGGCCGCGCUGGCCGACCCCCACGCCCAGCUCCUGCAGCGCCGCCUCGACUUCCUCGCCAAGCACAUAUUGCACUGUAAGGCCAAGUACGGCCGCCGCUCCGGGACUUAGCCUCCCCGGGAGGGAGAGAGUGAGUACGGGGUGGAGGGGGUGCGGUGCCCCGGGCUAGGGGACCACACGGUUGGAGAAGGGCGGUCGCCACGGGCCAGCGCCGGGGACCAACCGGCCAACGCCCAGCCCGUGUGGCCCAGAGAUGGAAGGCGGCUGAAACUUCGGUUUCGCCCACCUGCCCCUUCUCCUGUGCUGGCAGCUUUCGGAGACCAGGGAGGACCAAGUGCCCAAGGCGGAAGUGUAACAUUCCAUCCACCCAGUCUAUGAAAGGAUGCUGCCGGCUGCCGGCACGGAGUUUGGAUCGAAGAAACUGGAGGACAGAGUUUGCCAUCCCUCCGCUUCCUCCCCCACCCCCCAGGUGGCCUUCUCAGUGGCAGAUGCAUGCCCAUUCCUUGGCGCCCUCCGACCCUUUCCGAAAAACUUCUACUGGAGCCGUCAGUUCCUGCUGCAAUUUCCUACCCAACGCAGCACCGGUGGCCCCGGAGCAGGGCUGUGACAUUAGCUGGUGGAACCCUCUUCCUGUGUUCUCCCUUUGUUCCAGCUCCGCGAUGGUGAGAUCACUGUUAAGAGCUGGGGGGUGGCUCCCGAUGUGACAAAGAGAAUGGGACCUCUGCGACCCGGGAGCCCGCAGACCUUGACAAUUUGUCUGACUCGUUUCCUCCCGUUCGCCAGUAGCCGAAAGGUAUCCAAGGCAAAGGGGUGGGGGGCGGGGGAGAGCUCUGUGCACUGAAUCAAAGGAUGAAUUUCUUCCCCACACCCCUUCAGACCGACCAAAAUUUUGACAAUGAUGAUGUGCACCAGAAGGAAAAAAAAAUUAAGUUUCAUGCACUUUACUUUGUUUUUAUUUUAAUUUUGUAUUAAGAAAAACUUUUUUAUUUGACAAAAUUCUCCUUUUAUGUAUAUAUGUGAAUAAAGUGUGGUGUAAAUAUACUAAACAAACUUAUAUUUCAAUAAAAGUUUAAAAUUUAGAAUUAACUCCUGUGAUUUUCACUGAGGUGUCCAAUGCCCUACCUGCUUUGAAAAUAAGCCCUAGGAUUUCUUUCUUGCAGGUGUGCAUUUUUAAACAAAGGACACACACACAUACAUAAUAUAUCUUCCAGCUCUGACUAUGGACUUUCAGAAUUUAAACAAAGACCAGAAAAACGAUUCCCUAUUCUGCUCACUGCUGGAAAUUUCUGAGGUCAGCAUUAAAUGUGGGGGAAGGUGGAAAGAGGGAAGAGAAGUAUUUCCUGGCAAAUAUAACUUUGAUAUAAAAGAAUUUCACUUAUAUAUUCCUAUAUUAAUCAUUUGGCAACUCUGAAAGAACCAGAUGUUCAGAUGACAAAUGCCCCCACCUCUUUAAACUUACUACAGUGGUCACGUGUUACACAUUAUUUUCCUGUUGUUGUAAUUACAACAUCAGGAUGUGCAGAUAAUAAGAUCAGCACAUAUUGCAAACAGGUAGAGAAAGUCAUAAAUUAAUUCUUCCCUUUAAUCUCCUGGCAUAAAUUCCACCGCAUCCAGGAACUACAACAUCUGGAGUCAUCCAGCAAUUCUCUCCAGGUUUUACUGGUUUUUGAUCUUUGUUGUUGUUUGUUUGCCUAUCUCAGUACUAAUUGCAUGGUCACCUCACCAGUUAUUGUGAGACCAAGAAGAUGUGCACUUCUUUUACCUAUGACAUUUGGCCCUCUGCUUCUUGGGGACUUCCAAGGUAGAAAAUGUUUAUGGAUUUCCUUAGACUUCUUCUUGACCAUUGGGGCAAGGGAAGGGAAUUGAUUUACAUUUAUUUUACAUCUGUUGAUGUUUUUUCUUGGCAUUUCAUUUACUUCCUAGGUCCAAGUACCUUGUCUAUUGUUUUAUUUUUUAUUUAAUAACCUUUAACUCUAAGCAACUUUGUGUUACUUUAAUUGCCUUUUAUUGACUUUUGUUAGUAAACCUAGGGUUUUAUAAACUCAUGAAGAUAUUAAAUCUCUGUGGGUUCCCUUUCCACUGCUUUAUAGCACAGUGUGUAAUUUAACUAUUUAAUGCCAUGUGUAUAUGUCUUCAGUGCCUUGUGAUAAACUAAAUUUUAUCUCAAUUGAAAAAAAAUGUAGAGUUCAUGAAUGAUUUGUGGUGUAAGCCAAAGUUUUUCAGAGUAUAACCCUGGAAUGUACUGAUAAUGGCAAAUAUACCUCUUUUUUUUCCCGAGA
Molecule: messenger RNA, 3523 nt
Organism: Sorex araneus (European shrew)
Lineage: Eukaryota; Metazoa; Chordata; Mammalia; Eulipotyphla; Soricidae
Gene: FJX1
Product: four-jointed box kinase 1
Exons: 1
Coding region: 39-1355 (438 amino acids)
Biological process (GO): cell-cell signaling
Source: RefSeq, a predicted model, not a curated record